Molecule: messenger RNA, 1267 nt
Organism: Bactrocera neohumeralis
Lineage: Eukaryota; Metazoa; Arthropoda; Insecta; Diptera; Tephritidae
Gene: Ilp7
Product: probable insulin-like peptide 7
Exons: 3
Coding region: 141-587 (148 amino acids)
Source: RefSeq, a predicted model, not a curated record
GUUCCACUCCGCUUGGAGCAGCUUGUGUCCGCGUAGUGAAUUGUAUUGUGCUCAAGUGUGCUUCUUGAUCAGUGAAUUUUGGUUUCCGUUAACAUUGCGGUUUAAUUGUAAACAGGAAAACACUCGGUUUUCGCUUUGAAAUGUUACCAACCCCCGGUAUUUUGAAUAGCAGCUUGUUUCUAUGCUUUUUGUUACUGUAUUUCUUGCAAGUGGACUCCAUACACACCGAAGAGGGUUUGGAGCUCUUAUUUCGGGAAAGAUCACAAUCGGAUUGGGAAAAUGUCUGGCAUCAGGAGACACAUUCACGCUGUCGCGACAAAUUGAUACGUCAACUGUUCUGGGCCUGUGAGAAGGACAUUUAUCGACUGACAAGACGCAAUCGCAAACGUACGGACGAUGAAGCAAUGCAUAAAAGGAGCAAACCCAUCGCACGUACCUGGCUGAAAUUGGAUUAUGUCAACACGCUGUUGCGCACACGACGCGCCGAUGCGCCCUCGAUUACAAAUGAGUGUUGCACUAAGGUCGGCUGCACCUGGGAGGAAUAUGCCGAGUAUUGCCCCUCGAACAAGCGUCGCAAUCACUACUGAGAUGAGGAGGAGACCAAGGCGCGUGGCAAAGUGGGUUAAUGAAUAAGGAAAAAUGAGACUUAAGAUAUGCAACAUCAGGAAGAAUAGGUUCAACCCGAAUAAUGAAGAUGAUCAUAUACAUAUGUAUUUGGUUAAAACAAGUUAUUUUCAAAUAUACGCCAGCUGUUAUAUAAGAUAUACAAAUAUUAUGUGCGAUUGAUUAGAAAAAAGUUGUUGUAAAAAUAAUAUAAAAUCUUAACGAAAUGCUUGUAAAAUAUUAUAGAUAAAUACUCAUAGUUACAUGUAUGUAUGUAUACAAAGGCAUUGUAUAAAUGUAUGUAUGUAUAAUGAAUUGUUGUGUUUGCAUCAAAUAAAAAGUAUAUAUAUUUUGUUUUCUACUCGAUGGUGAAGAAAUGUGGUAACAAAAAGUGGGUAAGGUGGAACAAAGCGAAAAAAUGAUAACUUAAAAAAAUGCGGUUUCGCAAAUGACUCGAAACGCGCACGAGCAACAAUUUUUAUUCUUAUUUGUCAUAAAGUAGUACAAACAGAUGCGUAGAGAGAAAACCGUGACCCGGGGAGGAUAUAGGAAUCGAACCCCCUGAUCCAUCAAUUUUUUGGAGAAAAAAAUUCGCAAAAUAUUGUUGCACAGCACCGAGCCGCCUUAAGAACUUCGGGCUCGGUAGGAAUUGAUCCCGAUCUCG